AAUAUUCGCAAAUUGUCAAAAGCAUGUCAUGUUUUCCAAUUACAACCGCUUAUUCGGUUGACGUGGCCAAAAAAAAUGAAAGAAUGUAUCCAAUUCCUCAUUGAAUUCUUCAUAUUCUUGGGCACUUGUCCUUCAAGAAUCUCUCCCUUUAGACAGACAGCAACCUGGAUUAUUAACGAAGUAGUUAUUAAACUUUUCUCUUCAUUGAGCUCAAUGAGAGUUAUCUAUCAUCAUCUUUCAAUCUUUCUUUUUGUUUUAGUUUAUGAUCGAUCUCAAUAACUUCUUGAACAAUUCUUGGGAAAUUUGGUCCUCCCUCUAGACAAUUCUGCAUAAAAUGACGGUUGAGAUGUGGAUGAGCAGCUAUUCAAAUUCCUACGAUAUGGCCGAAAGAGAAACCAAUAUUGGAAUGAUCGAUUAUCUUGGAUCAAAGAAAGCCAAAGGAGUAAUACUUUACUCUAUUACUAGUUAUGCGAGAGGGGAAAAAGAUGUGGCCAACGGCUAUUGGUUCUGGCUCCCCCUUCUUCACGCUGCUUAAAGCUCUUAUAUGUGGGUCACACGUGUGUAGAACUCAUUGGUUAAAUAUUUAAACAACCUGGAGUAAAACCCCUAAUGUCGUAGAUAAUGACUAUAAGAGAUAAUUUGUUAGCCUAGAGCUUCGUUGAGUGAAAAACCAAACUUCGUAUAAAUCUCCAAAGCAUAAAUCGUUUUAGGGUUUUUCUAUACGUCGAUCAUGGAUUAUUCCGAUGAUGAUGGCAUGGUCGAUACUGAUUCAGGUGAGGAGAGUUUAUUGAGUGACAACCAGGUAGGUUCCGAUUAUGAAUUCACCGAUCAAGACGUGGACAACGCUUCAACAUACAAACGAUCUCAGAUAAGUUACUUGGUUCUCAAGGAAGAAGACGUUCGCAAGCAUCAAAGGACCGAUAUUGAACAAGUUUCCACGGUUCUCUCGAUAAGCCAAGUCGAAGCAAUCGUUCUGCUUCUUCACUACCAGUGGAAUGUUAGUAAAGUCGAAGAUGAAUGGUUUACGGACGAAAAGAAAGUCCGUGAACUCGUUGGUAUGUUGAAGGAGCCUGUAGUUGAUCUUAACGACAGAGAAGUGAAUAUUGAAUGUGGAAUUUGCUUUGAUUCAUAUACUCAGAAGGAAGUGACAACACUUUCUUGUGGUCAUCCUUAUUGCAAUGUUUGUUGGACUGGUUACAUCACUACGACAAUCAAUGACGGUCCGGGAUGUUUGACAGUUAAGUGUCCUGAACCUUCUUGUUCUGCCGUGACAGCAUGUCAAUAUAUGGUCGAUAAGGUAAUAACCGAUAAGGAACUUAAGGAGAAGUACUAUAGAUACUUUGUUAGAUCUUAUGUAGAAGCUAGCGGAAAUAAGAUUAAAUGGUGUCCAUCACCUGGAUGCGAAUACGCGAUUGAUUUUGCAAGUGGAAGUAGAAGUGAACACUACGAUGUUUCUUGUUUGUGUUCUUAUGAAUUCUGCUGGAACUGCGGUGAAGACGCUCACCGUCCUGUGGAUUGCGACACAGUGUCAAAAUGGAUAAGUAAGAACACUGAUGAAUCCGAGAACACGAACUGGAUACUUGCGAAUACAAAGCCUUGUCCUAAUUGCAAACGUCAGAUCGAGAAGAGCAUGGGAUGUAACCAUAUGGGAUGCUCGAUUUGUAAACACAGUUUUUGUUGGAAUUGUCUUGGUCCAAUGAAAGGUCACAGGAAUUGCCACAAGUUUAAGGGUGGUAAUGAGACUGAUGUUAAGAGAAAAAGGGCGAAAAGGGCAAUCGAUAGAUACAUGCAUUAUUAUGAAAGAUGGGCAAGCAACCAAUCUUCGAGGCUAAUAGCUAUGGCAGAUUUGAAGAAAUUGCAGUCGGUGCAGCUUAAGUGGCUUAGUAUCAGACAAGGCACAACAGAAUCUCAGCUCCAGUUCACAGUAGAGGCAUGGCGUCAGAUCAUUGAAUGUAGAAGGGUUUUGAAAUGGACAUAUGCAUAUGGAUACUACCUUCCUGAGGAGGAACAAACCAAGAAAGAGUUUUUCGAGUAUUUGCAAGGGGAAGCUGAAGCUGGUUUGGAGAGGCUACAUCACUGUGCAGAAGAGGAGUUGAAACAUUUUGUCUUCGAAACUCAAGAUUCAUCCAAAAAUUUUGGUGACUUCCGGAGGAAGCUAACUGGUUUGACUGAAGCAACCAAAACUUACUUCGAAAAUCUAGUGAAAGCUUUGGAGAAUGGUCUUGCUGAUGUAGCACUUAGUGAGAGCAGCAAAUCAAAAACAAAAUCGAAACCUGCUACCAAAAGACGAAAGCUGAAGUGAGAACGGUAUGAGGUACGAUCCAUCUUGUUUUAUCUGUUCUAUGUUUUUUUUUUUGCUGCCAUGACCGUAGAGUUUGUGAUAAUUUUUUACCUUUAUUCAAAUAUUUUUCUUUAGAAUAAAAGAUGCAUUUGUUAGCUUGUUAUGAUAUCUUUUUGAGGCAACAAGAAUAAAGAGCUUUCUUGCUAGUUAUUAUAUC
Molecule: messenger RNA, 2498 nt
Organism: Brassica napus (rape)
Lineage: Eukaryota; Viridiplantae; Streptophyta; Magnoliopsida; Brassicales; Brassicaceae
Product: probable E3 ubiquitin-protein ligase ARI11
Exons: 3
Coding region: 731-2302 (523 amino acids)
Biological process (GO): positive regulation of proteasomal ubiquitin-dependent protein catabolic process; ubiquitin-dependent protein catabolic process; protein polyubiquitination
Cellular component (GO): ubiquitin ligase complex; cytoplasm
Molecular function (GO): zinc ion binding; nucleic acid binding; ubiquitin conjugating enzyme binding
Source: RefSeq, a predicted model, not a curated record